This is a messenger RNA of Labrus bergylta (ballan wrasse), 3576 nucleotides long. It is a transcript of the gene osbpl3b, whose product is annotated as oxysterol binding protein-like 3b. Gene Ontology annotation, cellular component: intracellular membrane-bounded organelle; membrane; cytosol. Gene Ontology annotation, molecular function: cholesterol binding. The record is from RefSeq and is a predicted model, not a curated record. NCBI's taxonomy places the organism in Eukaryota, Metazoa, Chordata, Actinopteri, Labriformes, Labridae.
GCUGAUGCUUUACACACGGGCUGAAUGCGGAGGGUGCAUGUGUGUGCAUGUCAGGCUGGGGAGGACGGGGCUGCAUGUUCAAUAGCUUGAGGGUGUUUUUACGAGCCCCUUUGGGUCAAAGAAACAAACUGUUUCCAAACAUCUCGGCAGUCAUCACCUGGGAUUGACGUGUAACUCGGUCAAGCAGAGGAAUGUGCCUGGCACUCAAGUCAUAGCCUGCACAGGCCAAUCUGCAGCAAGAUGGGCUCAGAGGAGCGCAGUUCAGCAAUGUCACAGAAGAUAUCUUCAGUGUCACGCAGCAACAGCAGCUCCUCGUCCAAACACGACAGCCGACAGGACAGCUGGGAAAUAGUGGAGGGCCUGCGUGGAGGCUUCAGCUCUGUCCUGGAGCCACAGAAACAGGAGGGCUAUCUGCUAAAGAAGAGAAAAUGGCCCAUGAAAGGCUGGCAUAAGAGAUACUUUUUCCUGGACAAGGGCAUCCUGAAAUAUGGAAAGUGCAGUACCGAUAUUGAGAAAGGGAAACUGCAUGGCUGCAUUGACGUAGGUCUCUCAGUCAUGGCAAUCAAGAAGAAAUCCAAAUGUAUCGAUCUUGAUGCAGAGGAAAACAUCUAUCACCUGAAGAUUAAGUCACCGGAGCUGUUUGAUGAAUGGGUGUCAAAGCUACGUCACCAUCGUCUCUAUCGGCAAAAUGAGAUUGCCAUGUACUCUAACGAGAAGUCCUUCUACUAUCCCCACUACCCCUCCCCCAUCUCACCAGGCAUGCCUGAGAGUGCCUCUGUCAGAAAGUGCAUAUCUGUACGAAGGCAGUCCACUGUGCCUUCAGCAGGAGCCGUUGCUUUAAGCUGCAGCAGCCAGGCCAAGGUCACAGCAUGGCUGCAGUCGUCUAAUGACAUGGACAAGUGCUCAAAAGAUUUGUCGGUCUGUGAGGCCCAUCUGCUGGAGCUCAACCACCUGCUUCAAAGUAUGGAGAUCCUUCACCGCACCUAUUCUGCUCCAUCAAUCCAAGCGCUGCAGGCAUCAACAUAUGACAGCCCAAAGAAGGAAAAGAGACUUCCAAAGAAAUGGCUCACUAAAAACUACAACAAAGACGUCAAAACAACUCUGCAGGUACCCAGCUGCAUCUCCUCUGGCUCUAUUCGCCUUCAUGCCUCUAACCCAAACCUCUCCAGCGCCGCGAUGGUCAAUGACAAGGUCGACACUGAAUCCCUGGAUUCCACUUUUGAUGUUGCCAAGCUGCAGGAGGACUUCUGCCGUGUUGCCACUAAUUUGCAUGCGACCAUGACAUCUGCUCUGAGUUCACUAACAUCUGAGAGAGAGAGACUAAAACAAUGUCUGGACCAUGAAACAUGUCCCCCUACCUCCCCGCAGGUUGUUGGUUUGAAGAACGCACUGUCAUCAAAACAAGCCUCCGUGGACGAAUCCCAUCCCCUCGUACACCAAGUGUCCAAUGAGAGCAGAGCUUCAAUCACAGAGUCUUUGUCUGAGUUCUUUGAUGCACACGAGGUUCUGUUGUCUGCUAGUUCUUCUGAAAAUGAGGCAUCAGAAGAUGACUCAAAUAUAAGUGACAUUAGUGACAAUAUUUCCAUUGACAACUUCAGCAACGAGACAGAAAGUGAGAGACCAAACUCAGGCCUUUGUCAGCGUAGAUCCUGUCUGCCCUCACCUUGCCCCAACAAUAGCACCAUCAGCCUGUGGAACAUCCUGAGGAACAAUAUAGGCAAAGACCUUUCUAAGGUGGCCAUGCCCGUCCAACUUAAUGAGCCGCUCAACACCCUGCAGAGACUGUGUGAGGAGCUGGAGUACAGUGAACUUCUCGACAGGGCUGCCAACACACACGACCCCUUUGAACGUAUGGUAUACAUAGCUACAUUUGUAGUAUCAGGCUAUGCAUCCAGCUACUACAGGACUGGGGGGAAACCUUUCAACCCCAUUCUGGGAGAAACAUAUGAAUGUGACCGGCCUGAUAAAGGCUUUCGAUUUGUUGCAGAGCAGGUCAGCCAUCAUCCACCAAUCUCAGCCUGCCACGCAGAGUCUAAAAACUUCAUCUAUUGGCAAGACGUGAGGUGCAAGAACAAAUUCUGGGGAAAGUCAAUGGAGAUUGUUCCUGUUGGUACCAUUCAUGUAGCUCUACCAGGAACUGGAGACCACUACGAGUGGAACAAGGUGACGUCCUGCAUCCACAACAUUCUUAGUGGACAACGCUGGAUUGAGCACUAUGGAGAGAUCUCCAUCAGAAACUCUGCCAGUGACAUUUGUCAAUGCAAGAUCACGUUUGUUAAGGCCAAGUACUGGAAUUCAAGUGUGAAUGAGAUUGAAGGAACUAUCACAGAUAAUAAAGGGAAGGUCACCCGAAGGCUCUUUGGAAAGUGGCAUGAAUCAGUUUUCUGUGGAGACCCGCCUUCAGCCACAUGCGUCUGGAGAGCAAAUGCAAUGCCAGUAGACCAUGAGCAGUACUUUGGUUUCACCAAGUUUGCUAUCGAAUUGAAUGAGCUCGACCCAUCCCUUAAACAGCUGCUACCGCCCACAGACACCAGACUACGAGUGGACCAACGACUGCUGGAGGAGGGGAACUUGGAGGCCGCGGAAGAGCAUAAACAGAGGAUUGAACAGCUGCAGAGAGAGAGACGGAGACUCCUGGAGGAGAGCAACAGUGUACAUCAGCCUAAAUUCUUCAGGAAGUCAAAGGAUGAUACCUGGGUGAGCAACAACACAUACUGGGAGCUGAGGAAGGAGACCAACUUUAAUCACAUGGAGAGUCCGACACUGUGGUGACACCCACACUACAGACUCCACACAUACGUUUAGACCUGCACAGCCUCUAAUGUGAUCAAGGCUGGUUCUGGAGAUUUCUGUAUCCCAGUCUUACCUUUCACAUUCAGUGCUGGUCACACUUUUUGCAAUUAAUAAAGUCAUUGCCUUAAUUGCAAGUGCUUCUAGAAGUUGUGUAAACAUUGUUUAUGCAAAGAUAUUGACAGAAUGUUGAUACAUUUUGUUGCCCAUGUUUUCACUGGAUAUAUUACAUUUUACUACUAAAACUGAGAAAGGAACAACUACAUGAUAUAAAGGGUAACAAAUCCUUAUCAUAACUGGUAUAUAUAAUCUUUGAAUUUAACAAACAACUGGUCACUUUAGCUGUUGUGUUAUCAUGGACAUUCUCUACCUCGGAGACAAACAAGCCUAGAUAUGCGAUGACCGUGUGUACAUAUCCAAACAUCCAAUAUUUAUUCUGCACCUGCCUGAUGCCUUACUCAUUGUACUCAUGAUGUUAAUCUGUUUUUUUCUGCACCUCCGAUAUCUUUUAAAAUGUUUUUUUAAAGGAAUUCAGCACCUAAAGACAGAUAUUUCAAACCAUACCUUUUUUGUUGGUCUCAUAACAAUCAUCUGUUUUUUUUGCUAAGACUUUGUGAAUGAUUGUGCAACCAUGAGCAGCAGUAGCAAACAUGAAAUCCAGCCUUUUUUUCCACUCUGUCCAUUGCUGAAUUGUGUACAUGGACCCUGGGCUUCGGGACCAAACAUGUCAAACCUUAUGUUACAAGAGCUCAAAUAAAAUAUCUGAUGCCUUUUUUCGCGAAGUCA